GAAGCCAUGCUUUUUAUGGCAGGCCCUGCAGCCAGCUGGUCCCUGAGGCCCCUGGGACUCCAUGGCGUCCCCCAAGCCUUGUGUGCUGUCCUCUUAACAGUGCUGGUCAUGAAGACCUUGGUUCUCGGUGAUACCAAGCUCGAGGACCUUCACCCUCAGUCCCUCCCACUAAACAAGUACCUGAAUUGCUACCGAUGUCUGCUGGAGACCGAAGAGCUGGGGUGCCUCCUGGGGUCUGACACCUGCCUGACACCUCUGGGCAGCAGCUGUGUCACCCUGCACAUAAAGAACAGCAGCGGUUUUAAUGUCAUGGUGAGCGACUGCUACAGCAAGGAGCAGAUGGUCCAUUGUUCAUAUACCCGUGCUUCCCCGGUGUUUGGCUUUUGGAUAUUCUAUCAGUGUUGCUUCCUGGAUUUCUGCAACAAUCCGGACAACAGAAAGAAUAGCAUGCACUAGAACAGCAGGAACCCGCCACGUCCUGCCAGCUAACCUCCAGACUGGAUUUCCAUCUGAGUCCAUCAGGACAACUCCAAAGCCCUCACUCACUACAGCCUACAUCGUUGACCCCACGUUGGCCUCCCCUCUCCAUCCAUACCCACAAUGCUCUCCUACCUCUAUUUUGUUCAGCCCCCUCUUUGGUCCAAAGUUCCCCCCAAAUAAAAUAGUAUGCAAAGUG
Molecule: messenger RNA, 676 nt
Organism: Mus musculus (house mouse)
Lineage: Eukaryota; Metazoa; Chordata; Mammalia; Rodentia; Muridae
Gene: Ly6g5c
Product: lymphocyte antigen 6 family member G5C
Exons: 3
Coding region: 7-456 (149 amino acids)
Cellular component (GO): extracellular region; protein-containing complex; external side of plasma membrane
Molecular function (GO): identical protein binding
Source: RefSeq, marked validated